UGUCUGCACGCAUUACACGCUAGGAAAAUCAAUUUAUUCUUCCUUAUAAUUACAUCAUUAUUUUUACUAUGUUACUAUUUGUUUUUCUAGACAUUUAUUGCUCACUGUUAAAUAAAGGACAACAAUGGGGGGUUACAGCCUAGAAUUAUUCGAUGGCAAGCCCACUUAUCGAAAGAGCGCGUUAGAAGCACGCUCCACAAUAACGUUGGAAACACAUUUCACUUGUCAGAGACAGUGACAUCUAAGGCCAGGCUUUGAUCUGAAGCCAAUGGAUCAACGACACCCAUUCCAGCGGCCCCACUAUCUCAACUCUCAAUCUGGAUUUCCUAUCUUCGAGUGGCUUUCUUUUUCCGAUUGUUUGAGCCUUUCUUUUUUUUGGCUUUUGUUGAAUGCGCCAUCAUGUUAAAGCAACACGCCUUUUCCCUGUUAAGGAUUUUCUAUCUUCGAGCGGCUUCUUUUUCCGAUUGUUUGACCCUUUUUUUUUUCUUGGCUUUUGUGGAAUGCGCCAUCAUGUCAAAGCCACACGCCUUUUCUCAGUAAGGGCCGCUUUCAAUCCGAAGGAGUGGAACUAGUUCCAAUGAAUCUCUUUAAAAAACUUGCAUUUCAAUCUCUCUCUGUGGGACUGAUCGUAAAGAAUCUAAAUUUAUGGCCAAACACUUGUUGAAAUGUACUGGGGGUCAAUGGUUGGAUGGUUGAUGAAUGUAUUAUGUACUGCAAGUCUUCAAAAGCAUGCUUUGUACUACUUUGCAGUACAUGCAGAUGGUCUUAAAAGUCGUAAAUACUAGAUUUUUUUUUUUUGCGGUUGGUAAGCUGUGGUUGCUUUGCUAAAAGACUAAGCAAUUUUGUACCAAAUUGCAGAGUCUUGAAUUGCAGAUUUUGGGAUACCCUUUUUGGGGAUUUGGGGGUAAUCUUGGUUCAGAUGCUGAAUUUAAGGCCCUGGUGAUAUUGCAUUCAAUUGAAUUUAAGUACCACUUUGGCUUUUUCUGGGGUUUGUGGUUUGCUUGUGGUCCUUGUGGGGUGUUUAUUACUGUUUGCUCGGUCCAUUGAACUGAAACUCAGAUACUUGCGAUAUCUUCUUCCUUGUAUUUGGAGAGUGCUGCGAGUCAUAAGGUGAGUAUUUUAUUGCUUCUGUGGCAUGUUCUUAGAUCACCCAAAGGAAAAAAAAGCAAAGCAAAUCUCAGUUUGACGUUGUUUAAUGAAUUCUGGUUAAUUCGAUGGAGAAGAAUUAGAAGAAACAAAUUGGAGCCCGUGCAAGUUUUUCCAACGUCUGGUCUUUGCUGAACUCUAGCAAAACCAGAAUCAGAAGAAGAAAAAGCUGAUCACUGAGACUGGCUGGAACCAGAUUAUACCAAUCCAAUGGCAAACAUGAACAUGGAAGAGAUGAAGGAGAUUGAAAAAGUUGACUUAGAAGAUUUAGAAGAGAUGAAUAAUGAGACAGAGGAGUUGAAGAGAAUUGCAUCGUGGAUGAAACAGAUAACCAUUCGAGGACUCAUUGCUAGCCUUCUUAUUGGUAUCAUAUACAGUGUGAUAGUCAUGAAACUCAACCUCACAACAGGGCUAGUUCCCAACCUCAAUGUCUCGGCUGCUCUUCUUGCCUUUGUAUUUGUUAGGUCGUGGACUAAGCUGCUUCAAAAGGCAGGAUUUGUUUCAACUCCAUUUACUCGACAAGAGAAUACUAUAAUUCAGACCUGUGCGGUUGCUUGUUAUAGUAUUGCUGUUGGUGGUGGUUUUGGGUCUUAUCUGUUGGGUUUAAACAGGAAAACAUAUGAGCAAGCAGGUGUUGAUUCAGAAGGCAACAAUCCUGGGAGCAUUAAGGAACCUGGGAUUGGUUGGAUGAUGGGUUUUCUCUUUGUGAGCUGCUUUGUGGGGCUUUUGGCAUUGGUUCCUCUGAGAAAGAUCAUGAUAAUUGACUACAAAUUAGCUUACCCAAGUGGAACUGCUACAGCUGUCCUGAUAAAUGGGUUUCAUACUCCCAAAAGAGACAAAAUAGCUAAGAAGCAAGUUCACGGGUUUCUGAAAUUCUUUUCACUUAGUUUCCUCUGGGCGUUCUUCCAGUGGUUCUAUGCAGGCGGAGAUAAAUGUGGAUUUUCUCAGUUUCCUACGUUUGGCUUGAAAGCAUGGAAAAACUCAUUUUACUUUGAUUUCAGUAUGACUUACAUAGGAGCAGGAAUGAUCUGUUCCCAUCUAGUAAACUUAUCUUUGCUCCUUGGAGCAGUGCUUUCUUGGGGAGUAAUGUGGCCACUAAUAGGUGGGCUCAAAGGAGAUUGGUUCCCUGCAACUUUACCAGAAAACAGCAUGAAGAGUCUAAAUGGUUACAAGGUUUUUAUUUCUAUUGCUCUAAUCCUUGGGGAUGGGCUCUACAAUUUUCUGAAGAUACUGUUUUUCACUGCAAGAAGCAUUCAUACCAGAGUGAGAAAUAGCAAUCUUAAAACAUUUUCUGAUAACCAGAAGCAGCAUCAGGAUGAUCUUCAACGAAAUAACCUAUUCCUACGAGAGAGCAUUCCUAUUUGGGUAGCAUGUGCAGGGUACACCAUUUUUUCUAUUAUUUCCAUCAUUGUGAUCCCUCUGAUGUUCCCUGAGCUGAAAUGGUAUUAUGUAGUUGUUGCUUACAUUCUUGCACCCUCUCUAAGCUUUUGUAAUGCAUAUGGUGCUGGUCUGACUGACAUGAACAUGGCCUAUAAUUAUGGAAAAGUAGCGCUCUUUGUGCUUGCUGCCUUGUCUGGAAAGGAAAAUGGUGUGGUUGCAGGACUUGUGGGCUGUGGUCUUAUUAAGUCCAUUGUUUCUAUCUCUUCUGAUUUGAUGCAUGAUUUCAAGACUGGUCAUCUAACUCUCACUUCUCCAAGAUCCAUGCUUCUCAGCCAGGCAAUUGGAACAGCAAUUGGCUGUGUUGUAGCUCCUCUUACGUUCUUUCUCUUCUAUAAAGCUUUUGACGUGGGGAACCCUGAUAGUGAAUACAAAGCCCCAUAUGCCCUUAUUUAUCGAAAUAUGGCAAUUUUAGGUGUUCAAGGCUUCUCUGCCCUCCCUCACCAUUGUUUGCAGCUGUGCUAUGGGUUUUUCUCCUUCGCCAUAGCAGCCAACUUAUUGAGAGAUUUUACUCCAAAGAAUAUUGGGAAAUGGGUUCCCCUUCCAAUGGCUAUGGCUGUGCCUUUCCUUGUUGGUGCUUAUUUUGCAAUUGAUAUGUGUGUGGGGAGUCUGGUUGUGUUUGCAUGGCAGAAACUAAACGGCAAGAAGGCAGGUUUGAUGGUUCCUGCUGUUGCUUCUGGCUUGAUAUGUGGAGAUGGGUUGUGGCUUCUUCCUUCUUCAAUCCUUGCUUUGUUUAAGGUUCGACCUCCAAUCUGCAUGAACUUCUUGGCAUCAACAUAGACUAUGUUAUGGUGACAGAGAGAAAGAGGGAGAAUGCAGAGGCUUUGUUAGUUACAUUUAACAAAAACUAAUUUUGAAGUUGCAGACACACAACGGGUUACGAACCAGUAUAGUGUUUCAUACACAAUCUGUGUCUUCGAGUAAAACGCAACAUAUAUGUUAGUUCUGAUGUAUAUCAGUAUAUGAAAAAGUUUUAAUAAAAUUCAGUUUAGUUAAGAAACAAAGAUCAAUUCCAUAAUUGAUUCCCAACUUAAGCAUCCUCUCUGAUUACUUUUACAGUCAUUGACACAAUUCAAUUGUCUUGCUGGACACAGUCUUCUUAAAGCUUUACUGGUCUUGUUCAUGUUUCGAAGUAUGUGGACAUCUUUUUGCUCAUAUACACUUACACCUUGUAAGAGCUGCAUAAGUAUGUGAGCAAAUUGUAU
Molecule: messenger RNA, 3788 nt
Organism: Durio zibethinus
Lineage: Eukaryota; Viridiplantae; Streptophyta; Magnoliopsida; Malvales; Malvaceae
Product: metal-nicotianamine transporter YSL3-like
Biological process (GO): response to iron ion; seed development
Cellular component (GO): plasma membrane
Molecular function (GO): iron-nicotianamine transmembrane transporter activity; oligopeptide transmembrane transporter activity
Source: RefSeq, a predicted model, not a curated record